Molecule: messenger RNA, 2085 nt
Organism: Alternaria atra
Lineage: Eukaryota; Fungi; Ascomycota; Dothideomycetes; Pleosporales; Pleosporaceae
Exons: 6
Coding region: 1-2085 (694 amino acids)
Biological process (GO): regulation of DNA-templated transcription; DNA-templated transcription
Molecular function (GO): oxidoreductase activity; zinc ion binding; DNA binding
Source: RefSeq, a predicted model, not a curated record
AUGCCGAGAAAACGGGCAGUCAACGUUUGCGAAUUCUGCCACAAUCAUAAGAUCCGCUGCGAUGUUGAUUCAGCCGGAAUCCCGUGCUCAAAGUGCACAGAGAUUGGCAAGGGCUGCGUAAUUCGAGCCAGGAAACAAUACCGUAGUCGAAAGAGGGCACGACGGCCAAUUGGCACCAGUUCCAACGACGAUGGAGGCCAUGUGACAGCCAGCUCACCACCAUCAUCACGCCCUGAUCCUGUUGAAAUUGUUGCAGCCGCUAUCUUGGAACCAAGUUCAAGAGUUGCACCUAUCUUCGUCGGAGAGGGCGGAUAUGGCGCCAUCCUCGAUGCUAUGGGCGAAACCACGAAUCGCCACUUUCACAUACCCACAACGGCAGAAAAGGCGCUCACUGCCGAAGAUCUUGAGUACCUGAAGAGCAAAGGUUGUUUCACGCUGCCAGCAGAUAGCAAGGAACUUCUCAAAAUGUACUUCGAAUUUGUUCAUCCGUCCUUUCCAGUUGUCGACGGAUCGUUGUUUUUGCAGAACUACGCUGUCGGCGGCCACGAAGGGAUAAAUCUGCUUCUCCUCUGGAGCAUGUUCUCAGUUAGCGCCAGCUAUAGUUCAAUCUCAUCACGAAAAGCGAGAAAAGAAACAUAUGUGCACCGCGCCAAACUGCUGUUCGAUCUCAGCCUAGAGAACGACAAGAUUGUGCUCAUUCAAUCGGCUCUCCUCCUCAGCUUCUGGUUUGCGGACACCGAAGACGUAAAGCAGUCAUGGUACUGGACAGGCAUAGCAUUCAGCAUCGCGCAGACACUUGGCCUUCAUCGUGAAGUUAGGACUAUGCUCUUAGCCUCUGCCCAGUCCGCACAAAAACUCAUCAACUCUGUUCUCAACCCCGCUCCUGGAUCUGAACAUUACUCAUCGUACUCGUCUGAAAUCUACUACAACUAUACACUGUACGGUCAGACACCUGUUGCUUCAACCAACUACGACAGACUCGAAGCAUCCGCAAAGUCACUCCUACCGCCCGCGGCAUACGACUAUGCGCAUGGUGGCGCGGGAUUAGAGACGACCGUUGCGGCGAACAGGAAGGCUUUCGAUCGCUGGCGUGUCCUCCCUCGAAUAAUGAGGGAUAUUCUCCCCUCCCGCAACCUCAGCACCGUUCUCUUCAACCGCACACUCCCCGCCCCCAUCGUCAUGGCCCCCGUUGGAGUUCAAACCCUCUUCCACCCCACCGGCGAACGCGCCACAUCCAAAGUCUUCGGCGAGCUCCAACUCCCCUACACUCUCAGCACAGCAAGCAGCACUGGCUUCGCUUCAGUAGCCGCUUCCAACGGCGCAGAAAACCCCCGUUGGUACCAAUUAUACUGGCCAUCUGACGAUGACCUCACACGCUCGUAUCUCCUCUCCGCCAAACAGAACGGGUACGAGGUCCUCGUCGUGACGGUCGACACAUGGGAUCUGGGUUGGCGAACGCGGGAUCUCGACCGUGGAUUCUUCCCCUUUAUCAACGGCAUAGGCGUGCAAAUCGGUUUGGAGGAUGGGGUUGCGCAUCAGAAACUAGGAUUUGAUCCCCUAGCUGCGAAUGCGACUGCGGAGCAGAAGCAAAUGGCUGCGCUGUAUCAUACUAUUACCACGUCCAGGGGCGUAAGUCCCGUGUGGUCGAACUUGUGGAAGCUGAGGGACGUGUGGGGAGAUGCGCCGAUUCUGCUAAAGGGCGUGCAGAGUGCGGAGGAUGCAAGAGCUGCGCUGGAGUGGGGGCUUGACGGCGUGAUUGUUAGUAAUCAUGGCGGCCGGCAAAUCGAUGGCGCCAUCGCCUCGCUCGAUGCGCUUCCCGCAAUUGUCGACGCGGUAAAGGGAAAGAUGGUGAUUGGCUUUGAUGGCGGGAUCCGUUCAGGCAUCGAUAUCUUCAAAGCCCUUGCUCUGGGCGCAGAUUUUGUCCAGCUUGGCCGCCCGAUUCUCUGGGGUCUCGCCCACCAAGGCGAGAAGGGCGUGAGACACGUGUUAAAGAGUCUGCUUGCCGAAUUUGAGAUCACAGUUGGGUUGGCGGGGUGCGCGAGUUUGAAGGAUGUCAAUGCGAGUUGUCUUGUAGAAAAUAGGUAA